AGUCCAAUGCUGCUGGACAGUUGGUGGUCAAUCCUCGAGGAUUUCGCAUUUGGCGCCUUUGCGCCCGAGUGGCCGAGACGUUUUUACGUUCACUCCGUAGAUUGUACCUGACAGCGUCGACUGAGGCAGCGUACUGUGUGUGCGCGGUGUUCUCUAAAGGCGGAAGAGAGAAGACUCGCGUGAACGUCCUGGCCGCCCUGGCCCAAAAAAACGUUAGAACCAUUAGAAGAUCUUUCGCUGAAAGGGUCAGGAACAUGCUGCGAUAGAUUCUGCGCUGGGGAGGAUGUGGUUGAAAGAAGGCACUUUGAGGUGCAAGUUCGGGUGAGACAGCGACGUCUUGGUUUCAAGGACCAGCUGAAACAGGCAACGCUGGCAAAUAGAUGCCACCUACACACUUUCGGACACACCUCCAAGUCUGCAAGUGCCACAUGUUUUUGACAAACGUGGUUAUCCUUGGAGCUCCAAGCUUUGGCUCCGUCCACAUACCUUGGGUUGUCCUCGGCCCAGUAGACCUCACAUAUCCAGUCGACUCGCUGCCACGAUGAAUUUUGUCGAAGAAGACCUUGUCGAGGCCUUUCCACCGGUGGGGCUCUACCACCAUGUGCUCCGCCUCCGAUGGGGUGCUGGCGCGGUCCUUUUCCUGAUCCUCGGGAAGACUGAUCUUCUUUUGGAGGAGAAGCUGGUUCCUGCCAUUGCCGUUGAGGAGUUCCGCCUGGCGGUGCCGCCACUCUUGGUUCCCGCUGAGCACAUUGUCGCAGCGGGACGAUCCGACGCUGGGAGGCCCUGCAGUUCCUUGUGCGAGUCCGUGGGGAAGGUCUGCUAUGCUGCCGACUUGCUCUACCUCAACAACUGCGAGGUGCUCCGCGAGUACCACAAAUGCUCCCGCUGCGAAGCAUCAAAGGGACCGGACCAGCCAGCCUUCUGGAUGCCUCUGAGGGGCAACCGUGCCUCAGGUGGCUGCCUCUACAACUCCGACGUGCUUCAGCAUCCGCCAUCGUGUGAUGGGGCACAUCCUGAGACGCAGCGCUUGUGUGCUUGCAGAACGCCUCUGAUGGCCGCCACAGCUGAGAAGGCCCCCGAGAAGGCGAAGAUGGUGGUGCCCAAGGUGACGAAAACGGAGGUCCAACAGGUGUCAAUGACGGCAGAGGCGGCUGGAUGGAAGCCGGGCGUCCGUGCAGAGGCCUGGCGAAAAGACAUCGCGGCCUUUGCCCCGAAGGAGCGCUCUGGAACCGCUCAGCCGCCUCCGCCGCUGCUGCUGCUGGCCGGCGACCGUCCGGAGGCGGCGCGAGAGACGGUGCAGGCGUUGCUGGCGUUGAGGGGCUUCCAGAUGGAUCGCCUGCUGGUGUCCUUGGGGUGUUGCGGUGCCGAGGUGGAGCGAACCAAGCGGACCUUGGAGGUGAACUUCCCAAAGGUCACGGUUCACGAAGAGGAGACCCCGCUGGGCGGGUCUUUGCGAGGUCGCUCUCGGCUACUGGCUGACUCGGCAAGAGACACUGAGCACUUGCGGAUGGCGCUUACCCGCAGCUUGAACGCUUUCAAUAGCAGCAGUUUGCUGGUGGUGCACGAGGGCACACUCUUCUCUCCGGAUUUCCUUCAAUUCUUCAGUCAGCUAGAGUUAGUCAUGGAGGAGGAUGCUACAGUUUGGUGUGUUGGAGCCUGGAAUGAUGCAGGCUUGGCACCUUAUGUGGCAGACCGCACUGCGUUGCUGCGCACGGACUGGCACCCUGCAAAGUAUGCCUGGAUGAUGCGUCGCCAGACGCUUCAGGAGCUGCUCUCUCAGUGGCCGGGUGCCGAAUGGGAACGCUUCCUUCGGAUGGACCAGAUCCGCCUGGACCGACACUGCAUCAUCCCUGAGGUGUCUCGCUGCUACCCCUUCGGCCCUUCCAAUUUGGAUGAUCCUGCACUUCGCCGCAGCGAGCGCGCCGCCUUUGACGAGUUCCACCGGACGAUCGUUUGGAACCAGGAUGCAUCGGUGGUGCAGCUGGGUGAUGUGCGGCGAUUGCUGGAAGGGUCUUAUGAAAAGCUCUUGCUGCAUGACUGGCCGGGAGAUGAAGCUUUAGUGAAGAGCAACCGGACCACGUUUCGCCAGCUGUUGAAAGUCACGGAGGGGAAUUGGCACCUGGUUCUGGAGGACCGCCAGUGGUCAAAGGCAGCUUCCUUCCUGCGACUGCCUUCCACCAAGGAGAUCCAUUUACCAGCUUCAUACAGAGGUUACCUGAGGCUCCGUUGGAGAAACGCCGUGCUGCACUUGCUGCUGUCCAACUCGCCCCUUUUGGCAUCGGCCGAGAUUCCCACCGCAGCGCCCAAGAAGGUACAGGACUUCCAAGUCGCAGCUCCGGUGCUCCGAGCACCGGUGGUGUCCGUGGUGGUUGGACACUUGGGCCAAAGCUGCGACGUGACCUGUGCGCGUGAAGUGGGCGCUUUCAGGUGUCAUGAUGCAGACUUGUUGUUCCUGAACGGCUGUUCAUCGAUGCGGCAAAUUCUGGGGCCAGAUGCUUGUGGCGAGUGUUUGGCAUCAGAUGGUCAGGACUAUCCCGCAGUGGUGCUUGUGGAUGCGCAGUUGUCGGCCGAAGUGCCAGAGUUUGAACUGAACUUCAAAGGUAAGUUCAACUUUGAGGAACACAGCCCCUCCUUGGGGAGUUGCCUUUUUGCAGCCAACCUCGCUCAACCGCCCAGAUGCCAUGCUUCACACCAGCGAUUGGCGCGACUGUGCCCUUGUCGAGCAACGCCCAAUGUUGCGAAGUCUGGUGGUCCACCUGCUCAUCCACCGAGCGACCGGGCCAUCUACAGUUACUUACUUUCCGGGUGCCCUGAGGCUUGGUGGAUGUCACCUUGCCGUCGCAGCGCUGCGGAGCCAGCUUCGGGAAUCGCCUGGCCGCGGACUGCGCUGCUGCAAGCUUCUUUUGUUGCUCAGGAGCCAUGUGGUGUGGCAACAGCGCCCUCCACUGCCAAAGCCCUGACCAUGAGUGUCGAGGGGGGUCCUCGCCCUUUACCUUCUGUGGCGCAGGGUGGACCUUGCGGUUGAAGAGCCUCAACUUGCCUCCACUAUGAGGCGCUCCUCGUUGACCCAAAGUGGCCGACACCAUUGUACAUAGCGCUGCGAGUGACGCGCGC
Messenger RNA from Durusdinium trenchii, 3114 nucleotides. Lineage: Eukaryota; Dinophyceae; Suessiales; Symbiodiniaceae. The record is from the annotation of a GenBank genome assembly.